This is a messenger RNA of Rana temporaria (common frog), 1003 nucleotides long. RefSeq names its product peroxiredoxin like 2B (gene PRXL2B). Lineage: Eukaryota; Metazoa; Chordata; Amphibia; Anura; Ranidae. The transcript has 7 exons. Bases 52 to 657 code for a protein of 201 amino acids. The record is from RefSeq and is a predicted model, not a curated record.
AUAAUAGGAAGUCAGGGAGUUGGCUGCAGACAUUAGAAUCACAGAGGAGAGAUGGGGAACGUAGAUCUGGCCAAGCUCGGCGCCAUCCUGGUGAAAAAUGCCGUUACCGGAGAGACGGUAGAAUUACAAACUCUGUGGAAAGACAACACCAGCGUCCUUUUUUUCCUGCGGAGGUUCGGCUGCCAGAUCUGUCGCUGGAUUGCGAAAGACGUGUCGCAGCUGAAGGAAUCCUUUGAUGCCAACCAGAUCCGGCUCAUAGGGAUCGGCCCAGAAACUUUAGGACUGCAGGAGUUCCUGGAUGGCAAAUAUUUCACAGGAGAGUUAUUUCUCGAUGAAUCAAAGCAGAGCUACAAGGAGUUGGGGUUUAAGAGAUACAAUGCGCUAUCUAUAGUCCCAGCCGCUCUGGGGAAGAAGGUGCGAGAUAUCGUCACAAAGGCUAACGCAGAUGGGGUCCAUGGAAAUUUCAGCGGAGAUCUCCUACAGAGCGGUGGGAUGCUUGUGGUCAGCAAAGGUGGAGAGAAGGCGCUCCUUCACUUUGUUCAGGACUCUCCCGGUGACUUUGUUCCUCUGGACAGCCUGGUCACAGCGCUGGGGAUUACUGCCGAUGUGACCUCCAGUCAGCGCCCUGAGUGUAAUGAUGAAGUCUGCACUAGAUGAAGAAGAAUCGAGGCGCGUCGCAGGAAGUUCUUCUUUUUUUUUUUUUCUUUUUUUUUUUCUUUUUUUUUUUCUUCUUCCCCCAGUUUGGGACUUUGCACUGAUUGGUGAUUUCAGUACAAGUGAUUUAGCUGAAGUGACUCACAAACUGUUAAUUUUUUUUUAUUUUGUUUAAUAUUGUAGUACUUUUUGGAUUUUUUUUUUUUUUUUUUUAUCCUCAUGGCCGGUUACCUCCAAGUACUAGCACUGACACCCCCUCACUCGAUGUCCCCUUGUACCGUCCUCUUUGUUAUGUUCCUAAUUUAAUGCAAUUUAUUAAUUUCUAAUAAUAUUUCAUACAUUGCAUUUU